Nicotiana tabacum (common tobacco) is the source of this 1477-nucleotide messenger RNA. The record is from RefSeq and is a predicted model, not a curated record. Lineage: Eukaryota; Viridiplantae; Streptophyta; Magnoliopsida; Solanales; Solanaceae.
AUUACAUAUAUUUAUAUGAAAAUGAGACUAUAUGUAUAGAGAGAGAAAACGGUGUGUAGACUCUUACACUCUGCUCCCCAGAUAUAGAGAGAGAAAGUUCAGAGGUGCGCGUAGUAUAUGCAUUAAUUGGGGUUCAGUUUUUGGCAGAAUUUGCAUGUCAUUAUUCUGUUAGAAAAAAGGACCGAAAAACUCACCUUUUUUGUGCUCUGCUUCUGCUACCGUUUGUCUUCAGUCGUCAGGUUGUUCCCUCGUCUAUUUGUGUGAGCAUUUCCGCUGCGAGAAAAUGUCUGCAUUGCUACAUGGGUAAAGCUCAGUUAAGAGACCAAUUAUAGCAGCAUUGACCAUGUUUCGUCGCAAGAAUCAUUCUAAUGUUGAACAGGAGGGUGAGGAGAAGCAGCACAAGGUUAAGGAGCUUAGGGCUUCCCUGGGGCCACUAUCAGGGCGCAACUUGCAGUACUGCACUGAUGCAUGUUUAAGGAGGUAUUUGGAAGCACGGAACUGGAGUGUAGAUAAAUCGAGGAAGAUGUUGGAGGAGACACUUAAAUGGAGGUCAUCUUUUAAACCUGAAGAAAUCCGCUGGCAUGAAGUAGCAAUAGAAGGUGAGACUGGGAAGGUGUAUAAAGCAAAUUUUCAUGACCGCUACGGCAGGACAGUACUUAUAUUGCGGCCAGGAAAGCAGAACACAUCAGCACUGGACAACCAAAUGAAGCAUUUGGUAUAUCUGAUAGAGAAUGCCAUUCUUAAUCUGCCAGAAGGUCAAGAACAGAUGGCCUGGUUAAUCGACUUCACAGGAUGGUCUAUAACCAAUAAUGUUCCCAUAAAAUCUGCUCGCGAGACGAUCAACAUUUUGCAAAACCACUACCCUGAGAGACUCGCUGUAGCAUUUCUUUAUAACCCACCGCGAAUUUUUGAAGCAUUUUGGAAGAUUGUCAAAUACUUUAUGGAUCCCAAAACAUUUCAGAAAGUCAAAUUUGUCUAUCCAAAGAACAAGGAUAGCGUGGAACUGAUGAAGUCAUUCUUCGAUGUGGAUAAUCUUCCUACUGAGUUUGGAGGAUCAGCGACUUUGAAUUAUGAUCACGAGGAGUUUUCAAGGCAAAUGGCUCAAGAUGAUGUGAAAGCUGCCAAGUUUUGGGGUUUCGACAAACACCAAUCUGAUGCUAAUGGUUUCUCUGCGGCAGAGGUUGCUCCAGAGCCUGAAUCUAUUGCCCCUCCAGCCAUAGCUUAGAUGCUUGAUCCACUGACCAGUUCAGUCUUAUAUUGCCUAACUGAGUUAAAUAAAUAAUGGGGAAUGUAAGAUCUUGUCCCCCCACCCCACCCACCCCCAGCAUAUUAUCAGAGACUAGAACACUUCCUGAGGUUAUUUUCUAGAUUUAACUCAUGGCAGCUGAAAACCUUGGUACCUUAUUUAUUGGUUGUAUUAUGCUCUAUUUAGAGUCAAAGAGCUGCAAGCUUUAAGGCUUCAUCUUCCCCUCUUUCA